This is a messenger RNA of Brachypodium distachyon (stiff brome), 3265 nucleotides long. RefSeq names its product molybdenum cofactor sulfurase. Gene Ontology annotation, molecular function: pyridoxal phosphate binding; molybdenum cofactor sulfurtransferase activity; molybdenum ion binding. Lineage: Eukaryota; Viridiplantae; Streptophyta; Magnoliopsida; Poales; Poaceae. The transcript has 22 exons. The record is from RefSeq and is a predicted model, not a curated record. Bases 484 to 2973 code for a protein of 829 amino acids. Gene Ontology annotation, biological process: Mo-molybdopterin cofactor biosynthetic process.
GUUAUCGUCCUCUCCUCCUCAAAACAAAUACGCAAAUAAUAGAAGGAAAGAAAAUGUGACGCCAUUGAUGCGUCUGCCGAAGCUCCGUGUCUCCUCCAUUGACCGCGGGAAGCAGCAGUUCGUGCGUGAGCCAUUACGUCCGCUCGCCGUCGGCACCACACGCCAACCAUAUAAUCCCUCCUCGUCGUCGAGGCCAUCGCCGUCUGACUUCCCUUGCUCCACUCCGCAUCUUCUUCCCAGUCCCAGCACGAGGAUAGGGUAGAAUAAUCUAAUCAAACCGGAGAUCCCCCGCGAAUCAGGGGAGUCCGGUUCAGUGCCCGCCACCGCUCUACCAGCUCCACUCACCACCUAAUCCGUCCCAGCGACAGUUAAUUCUUGGAGGAUCCCCUCGGUUCCGCUCGAGCUAAUCCGAUCGGCCUUGUCUUAUCCCGGCUGCGAUUUGAGCUGAGAGGAUUCCACCCGACUGAGUGGAAAUAGAGAGAUAUGGAUCGGAGCAAGGAGGAAUUCCUGGAGCAGUUCGGCGCCGACUACGGCUACCCGGCCGCGCCCAGGGGCGUCGACGAGAUGCGGGCGGCAGAUUUCAAGCGGCUCGAAGGAACGGUGUACCUGGACCAUGCCGGCGCGACGCUGUAUUCGGAGGCCCAGAUGGCGAAUGUCGUCAAGGACCUUACUUCCAAUGUCUAUGGCAAUCCUCAUAGCCAAAGUGAUUCGAGCAUGGCCGCAACCGACCUCGUUACUGCUGCGCGCCAUCAGGUCCUAAAAUACUUCAAUGCAUCUCCUAGAGACUACAAAUGCAUAUUCACCUCUGGGGCAACAGCGGCUCUGAAACUUGUUGGUGAAUGUUUUCCAUGGAGUAGAGAAAGCUGUUACAUGUACACAAUGGAAAAUCAUAAUAGUGUACUUGGGAUAAGAGAAUAUGCUUUGAGGAAAGGAGCUACUGUAUUGGCGGUUGAUGUUGAAGAGGAUGGUGAUCUUGAAAAUAACCAUGGAAGUCCUAGUCCAAGUAUGUUUAAGAUCUCGAGACACUCAAACCAAAGAAGAGGUGACAAUGUGCUUUCACACAGUUGUCAGAACGGAAGUCUUUCAGCCAUUUCAGGCAACAAUUGGAAUCUAUUUGCGUUCCCUUCCGAGUGCAAUUUCUCAGGACAGAAAUUCAACCUUAACUUGGUCAAGCUCAUCAAGGAAGGAAAGAUUGUGGAGCUCCCUUCAUCACAGCAGGGUCAAUGGAUGGUUCUGAUAGAUGCUGCGAAAGGAUGUGCAACUGAACCACCAAAUUUAGGUGUGUAUCCUGCUGAUUUUGUUGUCUGUUCGUUCUACAAGAUAUUUGGCUAUCCAACUGGUCUUGGUGCUCUAAUUGUAAAAAAUGAGGCUGCUAGCUUGCUGAACAAGACAUACUUCAGUGGAGGAACAGUAGCUGCUUCAAUUGCUGACAUCGACUUUGCUAAACAAAGAAAGAACAUUGAGCAAGUUCUUGAGGAUGGAACAAUCUCAUUCUUGAGCAUAGCUUCUCUCCGACAUGGGUUUAAGAUAAUUGACAUGCUUACUACCUCUGCUAUUGCACGGCACACUGCAUCUCUAGCCACUUAUGUGAGAAAGAAAAUGCUGGAAAUGAAGCACAACAAUAAGAAAAAUGUUUGCAUAAUCUAUGGACAGCAAGCUUCUAAGGUGGCAGAUCUGAAGAUGAGCCCUACGAUCACAUUCAAUUUGAAAAGAGAAGAUGGCACCUGGUUUGGAUACCGGGAGGUGGAGAAGCUCGCUUCCUUAUCAGGAAUUCAUCUGCGUACGGGCUGCUUCUGCAAUCCUGGCGCGUGUGCUAAGUAUCUUGGCUUAUCACACUCCGAUCUAGUUUCUAAUUUUGAGGCUGGGCAUGUUUGUUGGGAUGAUAAUGAUGUAAUAAAAGGAAAACCAACUGGUGCUGUCAGGAUAUCAUUUGGGUAUAUUUCCACUUACCAAGAUGCAGAGGAAUUUCUGAAGUUCCUGGAAUCUUCUUUUCUGUCCAAACCAAUAGCCUCCAACAAUGGGUACACGUUGAAUAUGAACAUGCUUAACUUAGUAGACAACCGGAGUCAACAAGUUGUUCCAGAUGUUCGCUUAAAGUCCAUAAUUAUUUACCCUGUGAAAUCUUGCCAAGGAUUUAGUGUGCAGAGUUGGCCGCUGACCACUGGUGGUUUAAAGUAUGACAGAGAAUGGCUUCUCCAAGGAUCAGGUGGUGAAAUUUUGACACAAAAAAGGGUACCAGAGUUGGGCUCUAUCCGUACGUUGAUCAACCUGGAGCUUGGGAAGCUCUUCGUAGAGUCACCCAAACGCAAGGAUAAAUUGCAAAUUUCUCUUCUAGAGAAUUUGACUCAUCUAACCGCAGAAGUAGAUGUAUAUGGCCAAAGGUACGAGGUAGAAAGUUAUGAUGACAAGGUAAACACAUGGUUCAGCGAAGCUAUUGGACGUCACUGUACAUUUGUGAGAUGUUCAAACUCCAAGAAGCGUUCCUGCACAUUUGCUGGCAAGAACGGUCGUCUAUGCAGGGACACUCGAAGCAAACUUAGUUUUGUCAAUGAAGGACAACUGCUACUAAUAUCUGAACAGAGUGUCUCUGAUCUCAACAGUCGGCUCAGUUCAAGUAAUGGAAAUGGCAAGCAACAGAUGCUUGUUGAUGCAAUGAGAUUUCGUCCCAACAUUGUUAUCUCUGGGUCAAUGCCAUACGACGAGGACAACUGGAAAGAGCUUUGCAUUGGGGAGGCCUGUUUUACUUCCAUGGGAGGAUGUAACCGUUGCCAGAUGAUCAACCUACAUCAAAGCUCAGGGCAGGUGAUCAAGUCGAAGGAACCAUUGGCAACUUUAGCCUCAUACAGACGAGAAAAGGGCAAGAUUAUGUUUGGUGUGUUGUUUAACUAUGAAGAUGGCUUGGAUGGAGAAGAAGAGACUGUCGCGGAGAGAUGGCUCCAAGUAGGGCAAGAAGUGCACUCUUCCACAUGGUGAUUCUCUGUACAUAUAUUCGGGCCGGGAGCUACAUCAGAAAUAUGCUUGCCAUUUUGGCAACUGUUGAGUUGUUACAUAGCUACAUACCGUAACAUGUGGGCACCCAGAAGAUUUCCAAUACAUCAGCUGGAGAAACUUUUACAUGCACGAUGUGUGUACAUUGUUUUUAAAUGCUCUAUGUAAUAUUCUUUAAAACCUAGGGCUGUUUUACAGCACGUAAAAAUAAACUCAAGGAAAUGGAAAAUAUAGCCAGAGAUGGUUCAGAACUUGAGAUGUUAAUAAGAGUUCCUCA